This is a messenger RNA of Sphaerulina musiva SO2202, 1463 nucleotides long. RefSeq lists its product as uncharacterized. The transcript is spliced from 2 exons. Lineage: Eukaryota; Fungi; Ascomycota; Dothideomycetes; Mycosphaerellales; Mycosphaerellaceae. The coding region runs from base 479 to 1090 and encodes 203 amino acids. The record is from RefSeq and is a predicted model, not a curated record.
GAUUCCUCUGCUGUCUUGUCUGCCUCUCUGAAUUCUACCUUCUACUCCCUGGAACAUUUGAAACACGGCCUGUCCCUCCCUCGUCCCGGCCUCAGCAUCUCACCACCAUCAUCGCUGUCACCAUUCCCUGUCGCCCACGUACUCCUCGUCGACACCAGUAACAAGUCACGAACGUUACUGUACAUACGACCUGUACCAGGAGGCACAGCCGCGGUAGCAGUUGCCAUACGAGCUACGAGAACCGUUGGACCGACACCUUCGCCUGGCCACUUCCUGCUCCGGAAGCCCUUCCUUUGCGCCUCGACUUGAUCUGGACCUGUCGAGCUACGCACAUAACGACAACCUUCUGCACUAUCAGUUGAUGUCAGUGCCGUCCACUACAUCGACCUCGACAACCUCGAAGACGACAUCGACAUAGACGCCCUGGAAAUAGACAGCUGCCAUUAGGACAAACACCGACCACCCCCCUCCAGCGAACAUGGCCUCAACCACAUUCGGAGCGACUAUCGUCCCUGCUACGGAGCAGGAGCUAGAGCCACAGCGCUCGCCAUCACUACUCCCUCCUGCAAUGGCUCAUUCGCCUGCCAUCACGCCGCAGCCUUCACGCGAAUCGCUGACGCACGACUACGGAAGCGGAGCGCCGGUGCAAUCGCCAUUCUACACCCACCCACCUGCAUCGCACGAGGCCAUUCCUGCAGCUACGAAAAAGUCUCGCCUCGACGUCUACGAAAAGGAUCUCGAGUCUGGUAACGACGCACCUCUGACUCCUCUCUCCGACGAUGAAAAUCCCUUCUCCAAACGUCUCGCCGUCGACCACAACAAGGAAUGCACCAUGUGGCCGAGCAAGCAGACGUUGAAGCAAAAGUACCAGGCUGAGAAACAAAAGAGACGGCAGAACAAGGGCAUCAAGGUCCUGAACCCCAUUCGGGAGAAAUGGACUGCAAUGAGUAGUCGGAGCAAGCUGAUUGCGAAGAUCAUGCUGGCACUGUUCAUUGUCGGUGUUGCUGUUGCUCUUGGUGUGGGCAUCAGCGCUGCCGUCAAGGGAACAUAUUACGUUGGCUCAGGCUCGAACCGGAGCAUCGACACGUAGUCGACCAUCUUUCUCACUCACUCCCUUCUCCACUUAUCGCGGCGCUGCUACACGUUACAUAAUUGUCAUCGUCUGCUCACCCCACACAUGCGCGCGAUACCCUUUUGCUAUACCCGAGGAGACAUUGUAAUUAUUUGCGUCAUUUGGCGAGGCGUUCAGGAAGGCAGCCCACAAGGCACGAAGAAGGAAUAUCAUCACAUACACAUCAUGGCGGCAGGAAAUGGCUGUGCACGACGGGUUGCAACAGCAUCUGCAGGAAGGCUUCUCUUUUGUCAAAUGUUUCAUGUUAUGGCGAGUGAUGGGAGAGCAGGCUACGAUGAGAGCACAGAACAUGGGCUGUAUGGAGUUUGCAUGUGUCAGUAACGGCCGAUAU